AAAGCCCAAAGUUCUCAUAUUUCAUCCUUCUCUCACCGUCGUCUUCCCUUUCCCAGACCCAUACCUUCAAAAUUGGAUAGUCCGAACCCGACCCAUUUCACUGCUUGGGUUUCAGAUUCAGAUUUGAGAAAAAGAAAAGUCAACACUGAAGAUUGAAGAAGAAGGAAGCUCAAACAACAAAUACGAAGCUUUGCGUGUGCUCUGCUUGCAACAAUGGCGGAUCCGAAGAAGGAAGGCUUCCUCACCUACGCUUAUAUUCUGCUCUACAUUGCUCUUUCCAGCGGCCAGAUCUUCUUCAACAAGGUUGAAUUUUUGAGACGUGUGAAAUUGAUUGAAAUUGGAUAUGCUGAUAAGGUAUUUGUGAUAUGUGAUUUGAGAGAGUUGUUGCAUGUAAGUAAGUUCUAUAGAACUUUUUCUUGGAAUUUUUUCAUGGUUUCUUUCGUUUGUUGUGUGAACUGCGGAACUGGAAUAGCUAAGUAUCUUGUGUCAGAUUCUUGUUUUUUGGACUUUGUUGUCUUGUUUGGUUCGGUCACCUUUUGGAGUUAUUGCGAAUAUGUAGCUGCUGUUUUGUGUUUUGUAUUAACCAAAGUUCUAAAGAUUAUGAAGGUUGAGGAGGGAAUGACUCAUGAAAUAUAUGUUAGUUCAGUAAUGCCAAUUGGGGCUAUGUUUGCAAUGACUCUUUGGCUGGGGAAUACUGCCUACCUGUAUAUUUCUGUUGCAUUUGCACAAAUGCUGAAGGCAAUUAUGCCUGUAGCUGUUUUUGUGCUUGGAGUAGCUGUAGGACUUGAGACAAUGAGCUGCAAAAUGCUUUUGAUCAUGUCAUUGAUUAGUUUUGGUGUCCUAGUAGCUUCUUAUGGAGAGAUAAAUAUAAAUUGGGUUGGAGUAGUUUACCAAAUGGGAGGUGUUGUUGGUGAAGCUCUAAGACUUAUUUUCAUGGAGAUUUUUGUUAAGAGAAAGGGUCUGAAGUUGAAUCCUAUAUCAGUGAUGUAUUAUGUUAGUCCGUGCAGUGCAAUUUGUUUAUUCCUUCCAUGGAUUUUUCUAGAGAAACCAAAGAUGGAUGAACAUGGACCUUGGAACUUCCCUCCUGUUUUGCUUAUCCUCAACUGCCUUUGUACUUUUGCUCUAAACUUAUCAGUUUUCCUUGUUAUUACACACACAAGUGCUUUAACCAUUCGUGUUGCCGGAGUUGUCAAGGAUUGGGUGGUUGUCUUAGUGUCUGCUCUGUUGUUUGCUGAUACAAAGCUGACAAUGAUAAAUUUGUUUGGUUACGGAAUUGCCAUCGCUGGGGUAGCUGCAUACAAUAAUUACAAGUUAAAGAAAGAAGCUACACAUGUGUCCCCAAAUGAUUCUCCGAAUGCUUCUGAGCAUGGUGAAUCUUCCCAUAGGCUAGAGUCACAGCCUUUAACAAGAAGAUAAAUAGUGUCUUGUACCAAUGCCAGAGUUGUUCAUGCCCUUUCCUGAAGUUGAUAAGAACAUAUAGUAGAUAAUGAUACAAUUCUCACAAAAUGUCGCAAAGAAGCCACCAAACGUUAAUGUAGUAUUGAAAAGUGUAAGCAAGCAUCAUUACACAGCUGAUCAUAGAGCGAAGGAAUUGAUGUGCAGAUGUAAUAUAUAUACUCACUUUUAUCCUUUCAAAUCACUUUUAUCCUUUCAAAUAGAGGAGCUAGGCCAUAGCAUUCGGAUUUUGAGGAAUUUUGAAGCCAUUCAAAAAGAUUAUUUCUUUGAAGCAAUUACCAGUUUCAAUCUUCGCAGCUCAUUAUUUCAAGUUGAAAUGAAAAUUCCAAGAUUAAAAGCCGAGGCAUCCACCAUUUAUUAUAUUUGCACAUGUGCUGGUAGUUGCCAAUUGCCAUGGUUUUAUGCUAAUUUUUUAUGUUACAGAGAUUAAACCUUGUAGAAUUGUUUUGUUUGUUUGUAAUGUACCUUAACAUUAUUUAACAUAAGGAGACAGAUACAGAAUUAUAGAAUAGAUUGAUUCAAUGUUGGAGAUCCUUGCACCACUGUAAUCCUUUUUAAUCUUGAUGCUUUCAAAUUUUAAUGUUGUAUGUCGUUGGUUCUUAGGGCUAGACAUAAAUGAUUAGGUGUUACUCAGGGCCGAAUGUUUCAUCUUAUGUCAUGUCAUUCAAGAAUAUCUGCUAUUUGGUAUCAA
This is a messenger RNA of Arachis duranensis, 2146 nucleotides long. Its product is annotated as probable sugar phosphate/phosphate translocator At3g14410. Gene Ontology annotation, cellular component: endosome; Golgi apparatus; trans-Golgi network. The transcript is spliced from 9 exons. Lineage: Eukaryota; Viridiplantae; Streptophyta; Magnoliopsida; Fabales; Fabaceae. Gene Ontology annotation, molecular function: antiporter activity. The coding region runs from base 214 to 1416 and encodes 400 amino acids. The record is from RefSeq and is a predicted model, not a curated record.